UGGACAGAGGCUGACAAGAAAUGUCGCGCCGAUCACAGCAACGGUAGUCUACUUUUCAUUGAAGACAGUUAUGAGUAUUCAUUCAUCAAAUACUGGACACAAUCCGAGAUGAAAUCCAUCGAGUUCUGGAUCGGACUCAACGCUAAUAACAACACGUUUAAUCUGCAAUACCAGUGGGCAAACGAGUGGCCCGUAUAUCACACGCCAUGGGCUGCGGGCGAACCCAAGUACCGGUUCGAGUCGGACCGCCAGUGCGUGAUUCAGGACCGGGUGUCCGGUCUGUGGCGGAGUAACGCCUAUUGCGGCGAUCGGCGGGCAUUUGUGUGCAAAGUCGGUGAGAUAUCAACGCCCGGAGAGUCGCCAUACGUGCAGGCGUUGUGUCCGACGUAUGUUAACGUAAGCGCCGGGCGGUCGGGCGUCGGCGGCACUACUAAUGAUCAGUGGAUAAAUUUGCACAAACCAUCGCCAAAGUGCCACUGGUUUAGCGAUACGUUGGCUUUGAAUUGGUUUGUAUAG
Molecule: messenger RNA, 516 nt
Organism: Medioppia subpectinata
Lineage: Eukaryota; Metazoa; Arthropoda; Arachnida; Sarcoptiformes; Oppiidae
Source: the annotation of a GenBank genome assembly